AUGUGUGGUGGUUCAUUCGAAACUCCGUGUCCACCAAAACCACAAAUGAUUGGACUUGGAAAUCUGAAUCUGAUGAAUCAAUCCAUAUUAGAAGCUUGUUCUGGAGUUGAAGCCGAGGAUGGUGGACCAUUUGGUGCAAUUGUUGUUAGAACUGAUGGAAAUCAAGUUGUUGCAAAAGGACAUAAUAUGGUUUUGCGAACUAAUGAUCCAACAGCUCAUGCCGAAGUUACGGCAAUUCGAAAUGCUGCGGCUAUUUUGGGAAAAUUCGAUUUGUCUGGUUAUUCAUUGUAUACUUCGUGUUAUCCUUGUCCAAUGUGUAUGGGAGCUUGUUUGUGGGCGAGAUUUGAUCAUAUUUAUUAUGCUGCCAGUGCCGAACAGGUAAGGAAUCAUGAAAAAAUUUUCCCCGGAACUUUGAAACGAUACUACUCAAUUACGAUAGCCAAAAAAUUUAAGGAAAAAAAUUUAAUUUAAAUUUAUUGUUAAUAUCGCCAAUCUUAGAUCAAAUCAAAUUCUCCGUAACUUCCAUUUUAGCACAAUAAAACCCUACGCAUUUCUCUUCAAAAUGUAUGUCCUCCCCAUUCUAGAAUAUUGUAGCGAAGUUUACGACCCCUUCCUAACUAAAAAUCUAUCAAAUAACCUAGAAAAUCCAUUACGUCAAUUCACCCGUUAAGUCUUCAAUCGUUGUAAUAUGCCAUUUGAAUCUUAUGAGGAUCGCCUCAAACAGAUCAACAUGGUUUCAACCCAUACUCGUAGAUCCAGAGCCAAUAUUAUUCAUCUUUUCAAAGCCCUUAAUGGAUUUUCUCACCAGCCAGAAACAUUUGACUUCAUCAGCUUCUCAACACUUCCACGUCACCCAGCCCGCCUAGUUUUAACUCAAAAAUGCCACAAGUCUUUUUGCUCACAUACAGUUCCCAAGUGGAACUCUUUAUCGCACCUCAUUGAAAUGAAUUCUUCAGUGCAAUCGUUCAGAAUAUUGAUUAAUGGUUUGAACGCAUCGCUUUUAUCAUGAACCCUUACGGCCAGAUUCUCGCACACUCUUUCUUAUCUCUUUGUCAAAACCUCCAAAUGACCAGGUCUCUUGCGGGAUUUAGGUCUUUUAAAAAUUUGGGAAGUUAUUUUAUUCACCCUAUUUAUUUUUCGGUUUCAUGUGAAUUACCCCUUUUUUCUCUCUCCCUUUGAUCUCACUAUUUUUAUGUGCCGGUGAAUUUAUAACAUUCUAAAUAAAAAUUCAAUUCAAGGCAUGUUGUUUGUUUCAAGUUUUUAAAAAAAAAAUUCUAUAAAAAUUAACUUUUCAAACGAUACUACAGGUUUACGGCUGUAAAAUUCUCUUUUCUGAUUUUAUCGAUUUUUCAGGCCGCUGCUGCUGGUUUUGACGAUAAAGCAUUCCAUGACUUCUUAAAGGACCCAAAAUCUGAUAAUAUCAGGUAAAUUUAAAACUUGAGACGAGCCUCAGCAUUUGCUCGAAAUUUUUUCCAGAACUUUGGAGCAUCUCGAAGUCGACAGCGUUCUUCUUCCAUUCAAACUCUGGAAUGCGAAACCCAUCAAAACUCCAUAUUAA
Messenger RNA from Caenorhabditis angaria, 1558 nucleotides. The record is from the annotation of a GenBank genome assembly. Lineage: Eukaryota; Metazoa; Nematoda; Chromadorea; Rhabditida; Rhabditidae.